GUAUGGUCUUUUAGUCUUGAUCUUUCCUUUUUGCGCCUAUUUUCUCCUUUCCCUUCCGCUCCGGUCUACGGUCCCCCCACCCAACUGGUGUUGCAUUCGCCCUUCGCCGGUCUUCGCUCGGCCUCCGCGUCCCUGACUCCGUCCUCCUUCCAAAUCCCAAUUAAACGGCUUUCCUUCUUGUAACUCUCUCUCGCUCUCGCUUGCCUUUUAAUUUCCCUUCGUUGUGCCCGACGCGUACGACUCCUCUCUCUACUGUAUAACAAAUUAGAGUGAGACAAAAUAUGAAUAAAUAAGAAGCCUUCCACCCCUCCCACUUCUCUCUCGCGGCCCCGGCUAUCCCCCUUCUUUUUAUUCAAAUCCUUCCACCACCACGACUCCGAUCCCACCACAGCUCUCUCUCUCUUUGAGUGAGGCGGUGAGAAUCUGUGGAUAAUCGGAAGGAAGAAGAUGGCCAAGGCUUCACCAUUUCUUUUGGUUCUAAUUUCCCUGGGGUUUUUCCUGGCAACCUACAACCUUGUGACGUCGGUAAUCCACAACCAGAGAAGUGAAUCAUCGAGAGAGUUAAUUGAGGAGAGGUUCCAGGAUCCUGUUGUUGAGAUGCCUGUUGAGUUGAAGAGAUCGAUGGGACCCAAGCGGCCCUUCCAUGUGGCUCUCACAGCGACGGAUGCGCCUUACAGCAAGUGGCAGUGCCGGAUAAUGUACUACUGGUACAAGAAGAUGAAGAACAGGAAGGGGUCAGAGAUGGGAGGGUUCACAAGGGUGUUGCAUUCUGGGAGUGCUGAUGAUUUGAUGGAGGAGAUCCCUACCUUUGUUGUUGACCCCCUCCCAGAUGGUAUGGAUCGGGGUUACAUUGUCUUGAACAGGCCUUGGGCCUUUGUGCAGUGGCUGGAAAAAGCAAAAAUUGAGGAAGAGUAUAUAUUAAUGGCUGAACCAGAUCAUGUCUUUGUGAAGCCUUUGCCAAACUUGUCUCGUGGAAAUUACCCAGCAGCAUUCCCAUUCUUCUACAUUAAACCAUCUGAAAAUGAAAAGAUAAUAAGGAAGUUCUUUCCAGAAGAAAAUGGUCCGGUAACAAAAGUUGACCCAAUUGGCAAUUCUCCUGUAAUUAUUCAAAAGUCUCAGCUGGAGAAAAUUGCUCCUACUUGGAUGAAUGUCUCUAUAAAAAUGAAAAAUGAUCCAGAGACUGACAAAGCGUUUGGAUGGGUGUUAGAAAUGUAUGCAUAUGCUAUUGCCAGUGCCUUGCAUGGAGUGCAACAUAUUCUAUUUAAAGAUUUUAUGAUACAGCCCCCUUGGGACUUAAAGCUGGGAAAGACAUAUAUCAUCCACUAUACUUAUGGAUGUGACUAUUCAUUAAAGGGCGAACUAACUUAUGGAAAGAUUGGGGAAUGGCGAUUUGACAAAAGAUCAUAUCUUCGUGGCCCACCACCAAGAAACCUUUCCUUACCCCCUCCAGGAGUUCCUGAAAGCGUGGUUACGCUCGUAAAGAUGGUGAACGAGGCUACUGCUAACAUUCCUGGGUGGGACAGUGGAAGAUAUUCUGAGAGAGAUGCAGUUUAAGGAAAACUAGUUCGGACAAUUUUCAUCAAACACAGAAUCCUCGAAAGAGAAUAUAUACAGAUCACAGGUUAAAUGUUUUGUUCAUAGAAGAUGAAAACCAUGUCGUAUUUGAUGACUUUCAAAAUAAGGAACUCUCCUAGCAUAUUGAGGCUACCAUUGAUUGCCAGUGCAUUUUUUAGAUUUCAUCAGUGAGUAUUCUUCAAUGGAGUUUUGUAAAGUAGCAUGGUACCAAGUGGAAUUUCACUCUUUAACAUCAUUUGCAAUUCAAAGAUCAGCAUUUUGAAGCUCGAAA
Elaeis guineensis (African oil palm) is the source of this 1846-nucleotide messenger RNA. RefSeq names its product hydroxyproline O-arabinosyltransferase RDN2. Gene Ontology annotation, molecular function: glycosyltransferase activity. NCBI's taxonomy places the organism in Eukaryota, Viridiplantae, Streptophyta, Magnoliopsida, Arecales, Arecaceae. The record is from RefSeq and is a predicted model, not a curated record.